Messenger RNA from Sabethes cyaneus, 2043 nucleotides. It is a transcript of the gene mtDNA-helicase, whose product is annotated as mitochondrial DNA helicase. Lineage: Eukaryota; Metazoa; Arthropoda; Insecta; Diptera; Culicidae. Gene Ontology annotation, molecular function: 5'-3' DNA helicase activity; ATP binding; single-stranded DNA binding. The transcript is spliced from 3 exons. Bases 5 to 1996 code for a protein of 663 amino acids. The record is from RefSeq and is a predicted model, not a curated record. Gene Ontology annotation, biological process: mitochondrial DNA replication. Gene Ontology annotation, cellular component: mitochondrion.
UGUGAUGUUAUUCAAGCGUUUUUUAUACUCCUGUAACAAAACGGGCCAUCUGUGGAGUAAAGCACGUUCUCGAUCCGCUACACAAGAAACAAUGCGAUUACCCUCCACUAAUUCGCCCGCAUCGUUGAUGGGAAUUAGGUUUUUGUCAAGCAUAGACCACAGGGAAGAACCUGCUCUCACAGCCGGAAUAUCCUUGUUCAACGUGAGAAAAGUUAUUAAGUCAUCUGGACUUGAAUUUUCAGAAGGUUUCACAUGUAUUCGAACCAAAUGUCCCGUAUGCUCUGCGUUUCCCGAGCAUGGCAAAGAGUCUGAUGUGAAAAAAGAAAUCAUUUUUGUCAACAAAACGACAGGAUGUUUUACUUGCUCCGCUUGUCACUAUCUAGGACAUUGGGAUAAAAUCGAAAAAUUUUUCCUUCCUCAUCAUAGUAUCAAAGCUGCACAGGAAAUAAAAAAACUGAAGGAUUUAUUUAUGGAGAAAAAAAGUACUGAAACACAAAGAACGAUUGAGUUUCCUGUAGGAUUACAAGAAGUCGAUAAUGCAUUAGCUGUUAAAAUCUGUACGAUGUUGGAUUUAAAGGAAAUUCCUGCCGCAAGUUUGGUAGCAUUAUCUUCGCGGUGGGAUGCAAAUCACCAGCGAUUGUAUGUUCCUUUAUUAGACGUAGAAUCAAAGUUAGUAGGUUAUAAAAUGGUUAGUGUUUCUGAAGAUAGCACACUUGUGGAAGAAACCGUCCCCGAUUCCAAUUGUUCUGGGCUCAUCUGUCUUAAAAGUACAUCGAUGUCUACCAAGGCACAUUCCAAAGAACAGUCUAAUGCUAUAUUAGUAUUAAACAUUUUGGAUAUGCUGGCGUUAAGCGCUGUAAAAAUAAACGCAAUGGUGGUGUGUCUUCCUCAUGAUUUGAAAAGUCUGCCACAGCAGUGCCUCCCGGGUUUGGAAAGGUUUCAGAAACUUACAUUGUGGUUUAACUACGACACUGCCGGUUGGGAUACGGCACGGAACUACGCCAAAAAGCUGGAUGAACGACGGUGCAAUUUUGUACGUCCUACUGACGCGCAUCCAACGCCAGCUAAAGCGCUUUCUUUAGGUUUGGACUUAAAAUCCAUCUAUUCGAAAGCACAACCUAUUCUACACCAAUCAAUAACCACUUUCCAUGCAUUGCGCCAAGACGUGUUAAGCGAUUUGCAAAACAUAGACAAAGUUCAGGGUGUAAAGUGGAAACGUUACCCGACGUUGAAUAAACUUCUCAAGGGACAUCGUAAAGGUGAGCUCACGGUACUUACCGGUCCGACUGGUUGUGGAAAAACAACUUUUAUGUCAGAUUAUUCGUUAGAUCUGAUACUGCAGGGCGUUUCGACGCUGUGGGGCUCUUUCGAAAUCCGUAAUACUCGCUUAGCAGCGACAUUGUUACGACAAAUGGCUGGUCGACCCCUUGACGUUAAUUUAUCGGAGUUCGACUAUUGGGCAGAUGAGUUUGAACGACUUCCGCUGUAUUUUAUGACCUUUCACGGACAGCAGCCGGUCAAAGUUGUUAUGGAUGCGAUCGAACACGCUCAGUAUGUGCAUGAUAUCCAGCAUGUUAUAAUUGAUAAUCUGCAAUUUAUGAUGGGUAUAUCAGAAGAAAGCAGGCAUACAGACCGCUACUGGAAACAGGAUGCUAUUAUUGCGUCGUUUCGAUCGUUUGCAACUCGCAAAAACUGUCACGUAACACUGAUCAUACAUCCCCGGAAAGAACGUGACACUGAAGAUCUGACGACAAGCUCAAUUUUCGGUGGCGCCAAAGCUUCUCAGGAAGCUGACAAUGUGCUGAUCAUUCAGGAUAAAAGGUUGACAUCGGUUCGAGGGAAAAAGUAUUUGCAGGUUGCCAAGAACCGUUAUAGUGGCGACCUAGGAAUCAUGCCACUAGAUUUCGAUAAACCAAGUUUGAGUUACGCACAAAAAAGAAGAAAAAGUGAAGCGAUAGGUACUGAAUCGCCUGAAAUAGCCAUUGAUGAUAGUUAGGUAUUUUAUUUAAUUGAUGAUACCUAUGCCGUAAGACCAAAAGUUUU